Messenger RNA from Theobroma umbraticum, 2026 nucleotides. It is a transcript of the gene SDG35, whose product is annotated as SET domain protein 35. The record is from RefSeq and is a predicted model, not a curated record. Gene Ontology annotation, molecular function: protein binding. NCBI's taxonomy places the organism in Eukaryota, Viridiplantae, Streptophyta, Magnoliopsida, Malvales, Malvaceae.
GUAAUCCAGGCCCAUGAAGCCACUACCAAAUUUUCACUUUAAAAAAAAUGAAACAAUCCUGACAUAGCCGUUGCUAUCAUCAAGCAAGAAGAUCCAUUCUCUUAAACUAAAGUUCAAAGUAGGAUAAAUGACCGAAGACCAAAAGAAGAACAUGACCGUUACAUAAACACCCCCAAAUUUCAAAACCAGCAAGCCAGAGAAGGUAAGAGAAGAGCCAGCAAUGUCCGCCGCCGAAGAGCAAAUGCAGCAGCUGAGAUUGAAAGCCACAGAGCUUAUCCUCAGAGAAGAAUGGGAAGAAUCCAUACAACUUUACUCUCAGUUAAUCAAUCUUUGCCAAGGCCAAAUCUCAAAGACCAAUCAAGAUUCCAACCCAGACCCAGAUCACCUCUCCAAGCUUCACAAAUCUCUCUGCGUAGCCUUCUCGAAUCGAGCUGAGGCACGGUCAAGGCUACAAGAUUUCUCUGAAGCACUUCAAGACUGUGACCGAGCACUUCAGAUUGAAGCUACCCAUUUCAAGACUUUACUUUGCAAAGGUAAGAUCUUGCUUAGUUUGAACAGAUAUGCCAAUGCUUUGGACUGUUUCAAAGCUGCUCUUUUUGAUCCCCAGGGUAAUGGGAAGCUGGAAAUUCUUAAUGGGUAUUUAGAGAAGUGUAAAAAACUUGAGUUUCAAUCAAGGACAGGAACUUUUGAUCUUUCUGAUUGGGUUCUCAAUGGGUUCCGAGGGAAGCCUCCAGAACUUGCUGAAUACAUUGGUCCAGUGCUGGUUAAGAGGUCUGAAACUAGUGGGCGUGGCUUGUUUGCAACAAAGAAUAUCGAUGCUGGGACUUUGGUUCUGGUCACUAAGGCAGUUGCGAUUGAAAGAGGUUUAUUGGGAGGUGAAGAUUCAGGAGAAAAUGCACAGCUGGUUAUGUGGAAGAACUUUAUAGACAAAGUUAAGGAAGCUGUCACAAAAUGUCAAAGAACACAGCUUUUGAUUAGUAUGCUAUCCACAGGUGAAAACGAAGAGGGGCUUGAAGUUCCCGAACUGAGUCACUUUAAGCCUGAGGUGGAGAGCAAUGGCUGUUCAAAGGAGAAGCUUGAAAUGGAUAAGAUACUAAGCAUCUUGGAUGUGAAUUCUCUUGUGGAAGAAGCGGUUUCAGCCAAGGUAUUGGGUAAAAACAGUGAUUUUUAUGGUGUUGGGUUAUGGAUACUGGCUUCCUUCAUCAACCAUUCAUGCAAUGCUAAUGCAAGGCGUUUGCAUGUAGGGGACUAUGUCAUGGUUCAUGCUUCGAGAGACAUCAAGGCUGGUGAAGAGAUCACGUUCAUGUAUUUCGACACACUUUCUCCCUACAAGCGUAUGGAAAUGUCCAAGUCAUGGGGUUUUAACUGCAGGUGUAGGAGGUGCAAGUUUGAAGAAGCAGUGUGUGCCAAGCAGGAGUUAAGAGGGAUUGAGAUAGGCCUCGAAAAAGGGGUAGAUGUUGGUGCGGCUGUUUAUAGGUUGGAAGAAGGUAUGAGGAAAUGGGCAGUGAGGGGAAAAGAGAAGGCUUUUUGAGGGCAUCGUUUUGGGCUGCAUAUUCGCGAGGUAUAUAGCUCAGAUAGGUUGAUGAAACGGUGGAGCAGCGCUAUUCCAUUAAUGGAGGCCGAGGACAGUGUGGCAGAAGCUGUGGGAAGUAAUGAGAGAGUAUUGAAGGUUGUUGUUAAAGGAUUGAAGAAGAACGGCGGUGGUGUGGUAGACUUUGAGAAGCUAAAGUUGGGAAGAGGGUUCUAUGGCAAAGUGGUCAAAAAACAAGCAUUGAGGAAUCUUCUUGAGCUUGCAUUCAUGAUCAAAGCUAUUAGCUAAAUAGCUAGGGGGAGAGUUGUUCUUUUCAUUUUCUGCUUUCUACUUUUUGUGUUUCUAUUCUUCACCUUUUUACUUCCAUAACUGCUGAGGAGAGUUAGCUUCGAUGUUACUAUGGUCAGCAUUCAUCAAAAAGGUUGAUGUUACCAACAUGUUUCGAAUAAUCUAAUACAGAUCCUCAGUUUGGAAAAGCAAACUUUAAUUCUGGCA